AAAAUACGCCCAAUUCAUUUCCUUCCAAAAAAAGAAAAAGACAAGAAAACCGUGACGCGUGUUUUUCUUGUUUUACGACAUGCAUUAACUCAGUUCUUUUUUUAUUUUAUUUUUUAUUUUUUUCACGGAUAUCAUGACUGAACAAACGCCUAGCUCAAGAUAUGGCCAGUUACCAACACUUGAAUUACCUUCCUUUUUAGAGUUUUUGAAGCUUAAGAAUUUUCCACUCAAAACGUUUCCUACUGUCAACGAGCCUGAUAGACCUACCAAAGACACCUUGUAUAUCUAUGGCCCUGGUUACAGAAACAACCAAGCUAGUUUUGAUGUCGAUUGUUUGAUUAUUCAGAUGUAUCUUUUGUUCUGUGGCAUUGAAUUUGACAUUGAUUGUUUAAAUGAACCUGCUGCUUCUCCUUCUGGCCAACUUCCAUUCUUGGCUACUGUGACAGGUGCCAUUUAUGACAGCCCACACAUCCUUGAUUGGAUCAAGAACACAAGACAUAAAGAAAAGGAAUUAGCUUCAGAAAGAGAUAGAGAACAAUCAAAAGCAUUCCUUACACUUGUACAAAACAAACUAAGAGCUGCAUUGUUGUUUUCAAUGUGGUUAGAACCCUUAAAUGCCAAUCAGACAAUUCAUAAAGCAUAUUUUGGAAACAUACCUAAGCCUGUUGAUAUGGUGGUGGCAUAUAAUAAGCAAAACCAAGUUGUUCAAUCAUUACUUGCUGAUCAUGAUAUUCUUGUGAGAGAAGAGAUCUACCAAGAUGCUUCUCAAGCAUUAGAAGCACUUUCUGUUAAAUUAGGACAAGAUACUUAUUUCUUUGGCUCAAGUGAACCUACUUUUGUGGAUGCUGUUGUCUUUUCCUAUCUUCAUUCUAUCUUGAGUAUGCCUCAUAUUCUUGAUGGUGAAUACUCUGAAGAGGAAAGAAAACAAGCUGGUACUUUGGCUAAAUUGGUUCGUAAGCACGAUAAUUUGGUUGCUUAUGCCAAGUCUAUUUAUGAACAAUGGUUAAAAUAG
This is a messenger RNA of Gilbertella persicaria, 1012 nucleotides long. RefSeq lists its product as uncharacterized. Gene Ontology annotation, biological process: mitochondrion organization. Gene Ontology annotation, cellular component: SAM complex. The transcript is spliced from 7 exons. The record is from RefSeq and is a predicted model, not a curated record. NCBI's taxonomy places the organism in Eukaryota, Fungi, Mucoromycota, Mucoromycetes, Mucorales, Choanephoraceae. Bases 134 to 1012 code for a protein of 292 amino acids.